AUGAUGAAUCCCAUGGCCCAGCUGUACUACAAGAAGGCGAGCUAUUCGCCGUACCGCGACCGCAUCCCGUUGCAGAUCGUGCGGGCGGAAGCAGAGUUGUCAGCGGAGGAGCGGGCGUACCUGACGGCGGUGGAGAAGGGCGACUAUGCCGGGGUGAAGCUGGCACUACAGGAGGCAGAGAUCUACUACAACAUCAAUGUGAACUGCCUGGACCCGCUGGGGCGCAGCGGGCUGCUCAUUGCCAUCGAGAACGAGAACCUGGAGGUGAUGGAGCUGCUGCUCAACCACGGCGUGCACGUGGGCGACGCGCUGCUCUACGCCAUCCGCAAGGAGGUGGUGGGGGCCGUGGAGUUGCUGCUGUCCCAUCGCAGGUCCAGCAGAGAGAAACAGGUAAGGAGGACAUUAGGUAUAUCAGGGGUACAUUUCAGCUAGUGGGCGUAGAAUGUCCUUAUUGUAGCUCAAUAAGCAUGAUGUGACAGACAGGAUAUGUACAUAUUAUAUAUAUGUUAGACAGGUUAUGUACAUGUUAUGUAAGUUAUACAGGUUCUGCUCUUGCCUGGGCCCACUCAGUACUCCCUCUCCUCCCCAACCCGAUGUUCUCUUCUCCAGGUGCCCAACCUGAUGAUGGAUACCCAGUUCUCAGAGUUUACCCCUGACAUCACACCCAUCAUGCUGGCAGCUCACACCAACAACUAUGAGAUUAUCAAGCUGCUGGUCCAGCGCAAGGUGACCAUCCCCCGGCCCCACCAGAUCCGCUGCGACUGCGUGGCCUGUGUGUCCAGCUCCGAGGUGGACAGCCUGCGUCACUCACGCUCCCGCCUCAACGUCUACAAGACCCUGGCCAGCCCAUCCCUCAUUGCCCUGUCCAGCGAGGACCCCAUCCUGACCGCCUUCCGCCUGGGCUGGGAGCUGAAGGAGCUAAGCAAGGUGGAGAAUGAGUUCCGUCAGGAUUACCAGGAGUUGUCCCAGCAUGGUUUAUAAAGGGUUUAUAACAAGUUUAUUACUCUUCCAGGUGGAGAAUGAGUUCCGUCAGGAGUACGAGGAGUUGUCCCAGCAGUGUAAGCUGUUUGCCAAGGACCUGCUGGACCAGGCCAGGAGCUCCAGAGAGCUGGAGACCAUCCUCAACCACCGCGACGACCUCAGCGAGGAGCUGGACCCACAGGACUGCCGCGACCUGGCCAAGCUCAAACUGGCCAUCAAGUACCACCAGAAAGAGGUGAGGUGAGAGGGCCGAGCAGAAGGGGUCUAGUAUAGUGAACACUGGCGUAACCCCCCCCCCCCCCCCCCCCCCAGGCAGGUGGGCCCACGGGUCCCCAAAAAUGAAUAACAAUAACAUUUUACAGCAGCUAAUAACCUGUAAUUCCCCAGAUAUCAUAUGGCAUAAGCCAUGGCAAAAUGCUACUUAUUGUUUUAUCUAUAAAAUGUCUUGCCCUACUAACUUAAUUUGUUUUUAACACAUUUAUUUUGGGAUCCACCCCUGUAAACGUCAUUUGCCUGAUGAUGCGCGAGUGGAGAAGGAGAGUCUUAUUUCAUACAAGCGCGUUUUUGUCCACGUUCCCUCUCCUCGCCGCCUCUCCUCGAUUUCCUUUGAGCUUUUUCAAAAGGAGGCGAGAGAGGUUGGAGGAGAGAGGACGCAGGAGUUGAGCAAACCAAUUGAGAAAAGGCCCCCGUCGUUCCCUCAAUUUGCCAGAGCAGGAAAUACACAGCUCUUUUAAACCCCAGGAGAGGCACACCUGAAACCAAUCAGAGCAAUAGACAAUUAGCAACUGCAAUCACAGUUCAAACCAAAGAUGGUGGAUAAACGAAGAUAGUUCACUCAGGCCGUUUUACAUUGAAAAACAUUGUCAGUUCCGGUCUUCUUAACUGGGUGGCUCUCCCAUAGACACCAAUGAGAUAGCAGCUUGGUCUGGUCUGCUUAGUUAAUUGACUUCCAUUGAGCCAGAAUAAAUUAGGGAUUAGGAUGUCUCGCUUCCUCUUUCAUCUCUGGUUCAAACAAUCCAAUAAAAACAUCACCAAUCACGACUCAAAUUAACCACUUGUCUCCCAGUCCAGAAGUGAGUCACAACUGGUCUUAGUGGUGUUGAGAUCUUUCUGAGAGGGUUAGAGGUGAACUGAGGGCAGCAUUUAGUGUCAAUGAAGUGAGAGAAACAGGCAGGUCGAGAGCUUGGGUGAUCAGGUGGCUUGUGUUCUCGCUCAUUGCCACCUAAAAGGGGUCCAAUCACAGUCUACUGUCCUACUGAGAAUUCUUCCAUUCCAUUGCUCCUUUUCGCUCAUAUAAAAUACAUUUGGCAUGUUUCUUGCUGUCUUUUUCUUAAUUUUUUCUCCCUCCCACAGGGGGUAUAAAAAAAAUUAUGUAUGCACUAACUGUAAAUCGCUCUGGAUAAGAGUGUCUGCUAAAUGACUAAAAUGUAAAUGUAAAAAUGUCUGACGCACACUCUCACAAACACACACUCCCAUACGUGUGCGCACGCACAAUAGCACACAUUUGUGCACACACACACACACACACACACACUCCUUUCAUCUUCCUCUUGAUUUGAAUGCUGGCAUUUGGCUGCUCCUUUGUUGUGAGCUGAAUACUCCAUCUUUUCCUGCACUGUAAUAAACUCAAAGUGUUCUUCAGCUCUGCGGGGCUGUUCAGAGAACCUAACCAACCGAACUGAGGAAAAGGCCAGGUAGAAUAAUCAUGGCUCGGUCAGCAAGUACAGCUCUUUCAUCCUUCAUCCUCAGACCACUAUAGUCAACAACACUCUCAGUUCAGUCAGUAUUAGGAUAUCUUAUGAUUGGCUAAAGUUACCUUGUUCAAAACAGCAAUCAUUCUAGAGAUAGUAUGUUUGUAGAGAUGCAUAGAGAUUCUGUGCAGAACAGGACAGCACCGUCACAUGGAAGUUGAGGGCCUGGUUGUCAGAGAGCGAGCGGGGGACAUGGAGUCCGGGGAUAUGGCGGCGGGCGACAUGGGGGAGGGGAGAGGUCAGUAGGGUUAAACUAGUCUAAUUCAGCAUACGCAUCAAAUAUUCACAAAUCAGGGAGGAGGGGGAACUACUGUUUGGGCUUGAUAAAAUCAGCUGCUCUGCUAGAACUGGUUGUCCAAUUGCAUGCCACAGUUGGUAAAGUAGUUAAAAGCCUGUCGUUGGUCCCUCAUCCGUAUGCUUCAACAAUCACACAGGCAUUUAUGCACAGACCCACCUUUUAUUUAUUUAUUAUCCGGAAAGCUCAUGUAAUUUAUUCAUACCCUUUACCUUCAGAAAUGGCAGAGGGAAGCGCUCUUCACAAAGAAUUCCUAGGUUAUCUUUUCAGUGGUCCCUCAGGAUCCCCUCUCCAGGGAUUUGAAUGUCUACGUCUACCUUUUCUGUUUGUGGUCUGACAGGAGACUCCAAAGUAACACCAUGUGUACAAUAAUAUUUGAUUAUUUCAUCCCAGGUGACUUUCAAUAAUAGAUAGAGGAACACAGAACAAUGGAACAGUAGGAGGAGCUAAAUAAUACAGAAUUCUUAUUUUGUCAAAUAAAUAGGGAUGUUUUCAUACUUUCGAAGUAAGUUGAGGUUCUUCAUUCUUAACUCUGACAAAUAUAAGGGUUAUAGGUCGUAGAUGGGUUAUAGAUGGGUUAUGUAUGAGCUAUAUAUGAGUUUAUAGAUGGUUUAUGUAGAUGAGUUAAUGUAGAUGGGUUAGAGAUGAGUUUAUAGAUGGGUUAUAGAUGAGUUUAUAGAUGGGUUAUAGAUGAGUUUAUAGAUGGGUUAUAGAUGCAUCUUGUCUUGAUGAAUUUGUGAUACAGUAAACUAUCCUAAACAAGCCUGUUAUCAGUACUACUGUAUGAGCAAGCCAAUGCUGCUUAUAACAUAUCAGAUAUCAGAUAUACAAACUACAGCAAGUAGUUCUGCACACGGCUGUAUUCCAUGUGCAGCUGGCAGGGCUGUUUGUUCAGUUGUAUUCCAUGUGCAGCUGGCAGGGCUGUUAGUUUGGGUUUUGUUCAAUUGUAUUCCAUGUGCAGCUGGCAGGGCUGUUUGUUCCGUUGUAUUCCAUGUGCAGCUGGCAUGGCUGUUGGUUUGGGUUUUGUUCCGUUGUAUUCCAUGUGCAGCUGGCAGGGCUGUUAGUUUGGGUUUUGUUCCGUUGUAUUCCAUGUGCAGCUGGCAGGGCUGUUAGUUUGGGUUUUGUUCCGUUGUAUUCCAUGUGCAGCUGGCAGGGCUGUUAGUUUGGGUUUUGUUCCGUUCUAUUCCAUGUGCAGCUGGCAGGGCUGUUAGUUUGGGUUUUGUUCCGUUGUAUUCCAUGUGCAGCUGGCAGGGCUGUUUGUUCCAUUGUAUUCCAUGUGCAGCUGGCAUGGCUGUUGGUUUGGGUUUUGUUCCGUUGUAUUCCAUGUGCAGCUGGCAGGGCUGUUAGUUUGGGUUUUGUUCCGUUGUAUUCCAUGUGCAGCUGGCAGGGCUGUUAGUUUGGGUUUUGUUCCGUUGUAUUCCAUGUGCAGCUGGCAGGGCUGUUAGUUUGGGUUUUGUUCCGUUGUAUUCCAUGUGCAGCUGGCAGGGCUGUUUGUUCCGUUGUAUUCCAUGUGCAGCUGGCAGGGCUGUUAGUUUGGGUUUUGUUCCGUUGUAUUCCAUGUGCAGCUGGCAGGGCUGUUUGUUCCGUUGUAUUCCAUGUGCAGCUGGCAGGGCUGUUAGUUUGGGUAUUGUUCCGUUGUAUUCCAUGUGCAGCUGGCAGGGCUGUUAGUUUGGGUUUUGUUCCGUUGUAUUCCAUGUGCAGCUGGCAGGGCUGUUUGUUCCGUUGUAUUCCAUGUGCAGCUGGCAGGGCUGUUAGUUUGGGUUUUGUUCAGUUGUAUUCCAUGUGCAGCUGGCAGGGCUGUUAGUUUGGGUUUUGUUCCGUUGUAUUCCAUGUGCAGCUGGCAGGGCUGUUUGUUCCGUUGUAUUCCAUGUGCAGCUGGCAGGGCUGUUAUUUUUUAUUUUUUUCCUUUGUAUUCCAUGUGCAGCUGGCAGGGCUGUUAGUUUGGGUUUUGUUCCGUUGUAUUCCAUGUGCAGCUGGCAGGGCUGUUAGUUUGGGUUUUGUUCCGUUGUAUUCCAUGUGCAGCUGGCAGGGAUGUUUGUUCCGUUGUAUUCCAUGUGCAGCUGGCAGGGCUGUUAGUUUGGGUUUUGUUCCGUUGUAUCCCAUGUGCAGCUGGCAGGGAUGUUCGUUUGGGUAUUGUUCUGUUGUAUUCCAUGUGCAGCUGGCAGGGCUGUUUGUUUGGGUAUUUUGGGGGAUCUAAGCUGUGCUGCUGUGCCGCUGUGCCAACCUCAGGGGUCAUCUGUGGAAGCAUAGCUCCGGGCACUUACACUGGGAAGUUAGUUUUACUGCAUGGAAGUUGGCAAGAGCCUGGGACUUUAUGAUCUGUAGUACACAUCAACUUUAUAUCUGAAGCACUAUAUGGAAUAAGCAUAUUUGAGAUGUUUACAAUAUCCACCAUGGUAGUCUUACCCCAGGCACUUCUAUUCUAUUUGUUGAUCUAAUCAUUUUACCAUUUUAAACAUGUUGGCUGGAGUGUUACUGUUAUCUAUUGCCAAGACAGGAGAGUUGUGACAUAGGUCGAGUAUCACCCUGUAUAGUACUGGCCAAGUGUGAUACUGUUGUUUUGAUUUGCCUUAUCAAUGCGCUUCCCGCUAUCUCUGUUACUCUCUUCCUCUCCAGUUUGUGUCCCAGCCAAACUGCCAGCAGCUCCUGGCCACCCUGUGGUACGACGGUUUCCCGGGGUGGCGCAGACGCCACUGGGCGGUCAAGCUGGUCACCUGCUUCACCAUUGGCCUGCUCUUCCCCAUCUUCUCCCUGGUCUAUCUGCUGGCCCCUAAGAGCACCCUGGGCCUCUUCAUCAAGAAACCCUUCAUCAAGUUCAUCUGCCACACAGCCUCCUACCUGACAUUCCUUUUCCUCCUACUCCUGGCCUCCCAGCACAUCGUGAGAACAGACCUGCACGUCCAGGGCCCGCCGCCAACCGUGGUGGAGUGGAUGAUCCUUCCCUGGGUGCUGGGUGAGCAGGGGGGUGGGGUGGCAGGCAGUGACGGGGGAGGUUCUAUAGAAUCCACCACUGUAAAGAGGAGGAGGGCUAGAGAGAUAUCCUUAACGGUCAGUGUCGUACCUUUUUUCAUGAUUACACACGGGCCUUAUCGUUAUAAUCCACUCAAACAGGUUCUAACUGGUAAUUGGGUGGAUAUUGAGAAAUACAAUGCUGUAUUUGCUGCCGUUAAUCGGUUUCUGAUUUGGACUAGUUGUUCUGAUAGAAAAACUAUCAUGACAGGUGACAUUAAUCGUAGUGUGCAAUGCCAUGUGUCUUACUGACUGACGCCUGUUUGCCCUUCAGGCUUCAUCUGGGCUGAGAUAAAGGAGAUGUGGGACGGAGGCUUCACUGAGUACGUCCAUGACUGGUGGAACCUGAUGGACUUUGCCAUGAACUCCCUCUACUUGGCCACUAUCUCACUCAAAAUAGUUGCUUACUUCAAGGUAAGUCACACGUUUAUCUUUUCAAGAUGAGUUGAUGAUAUUUUGAGGGCUAAGAAAUUCCUGUCUAUUUAUUUUUGCCCACGUACACAUUGCAAAAUGAUAACCAUGGCCUUCUGGCAGGUAGCUAACAGCCCUCUCUCUACCUCUCUCUGUUUCAACAACAGUACAACAGCUCUCGGCCGCGGGAGGAGUGGGAGAUGUGGCACCCAACGCUGAUCGCUGAGGGCCUGUUUGCUAUCGCCAACAUCUUCAGCUCCCUGCGCCUCAUCUCCCUGUUCACAGCCAACUCCCACCUGGGGCCUCUGCAGAUCUCCCUGGGACGCAUGCUGCUGGACAUCCUCAAGUUCCUCUUCAUCUACUGCCUGGUGCUGUUGGCCUUUGCCAACGGACUCAACCAGCUGUACUUCUACUAUGAGACCAAGGCCUCGGACGAACCCAAUAACUGCAAGGGCAUCCGCUGUGAGAAGCAGAACAAUGCCUUCUCUACGUGAGUCAUCUGAGGGCCCUUGUCCUAGAAAUACUGUGUAAUGACAAAAGGAGGGUUUGGAUAAACAGAGAAAGAAGAACGUAUAGAGAGAUGAAUGAGAUGAAUACCUUCUGAGACAAGGAGGGGAGUGAAGAGGUAGAGGAAAGGAAGGAGCUUUAAAGAAAUUGGGAGGGGAACAGAGAGAGCAUGAAGAGAUGUGAAUUGACAGAAUCGUUCGGGAAGAGGGUGGCAGGUUUGGAAUAGGAGCAGGAAUAGGUGUCAGGUACUAAACAGGGUCUUAUACUCCAAUACCUAUUGCAAUUGAAAAGCACUUUUUCUUGUGUUCCGAGGUUUCACACAGAUACCUACAGUGUGCACAUAAUCCUCUCCCUGUCCCGUAAUGAAUAAAAGAUACUGCAGUGUACUAAAUCUCAUCUGCUUCCUCCAGCCCCUGAGUCAUUUUGGAGACUGAGCGGUUUGCAUCUCUCGCCUCCAUCUGUUUUAUAGGUUUUAAUAGCACAUUGAGUAACUGUAAGGCAAAAUAUCAGUUUGGCUUUCAAAAAAAGUAUCUGUGUAUCUUGUUCUUUCCCAGGCUGUUUGAGACGUUGCAAUCCCUGUUCUGGUCGAUAUUCGGCCUGCUCAACCUGUACGUGACCAACGUGAAAGCACGCCAUGAGUUCACAGAGUUUGUGGGAGCAACCAUGUUCGGUACCUACAACGUUAUCUCCCUGGUGGUGCUGCUCAACAUGCUCAUCGCCAUGAUGAACAACUCCUAUCAGCUCAUCGCUGUGAGUCACGUCAUAUCGUUUCUCUCUAUCCAGCUCUCUCAGCUGUCUGCUAGCUCCUUUAUCAGGGGAACUCACAUGGACCUUCCCAUCUUUUUCGUGGAGUUCUUGCUGGUGCUUAUGGGUAUAGACAGACAAAUGAUGAUCACUGCUUCUGCUGCAUAACGAUCAAGUGGCUCUUGCAGUUGAUCUCAAGAAGUUAUGCAAAGUGUCUCUCCAUCUCAGCAGGAAUAUGAACCAGAAUGAGUCAUUGUCAUAAAAUAUGUUGCAGAUCAUGAAGGCAGAUCAUGCAUCUUAGAGAGUUUGUUGUUGUGGUGCUGCAGGCAUCACACAGAGACAUUUAUAUCAGUUUAUUUUCCUCCAUGUAACCUUUCUGCGAGAGCUGAUGUAAGCCGGUGGUAGAGGGCCUUCCGCCCAUGUAUCACACUCCCUGGGAGCUUUAUGAAAAUGCACACACACCACACACACCCACACAGAUCCUACAAUCCACCAACCAACCCCCAUCUCUCCCAUCAGAGAACAGCGCAUUGCCGAAGGCACAUCUAUGGAAAAGGGAAGACAUGAUAAGGAAACAAUUUAUUUAAAGCAGUUAAAAUGUUAUUUUAGCCCUGCUAUUAAAUGGGUUUUUCAUCACACUCAGUGAUAGUAAAGAUGAUCACAUAUGAUGUAAAAGAGAUUUAUUUCUGAUGGUGCAGCCCUCCUUUAAUAUCUAAAUGCCCUUGUACAGGACCAUGCGGACAUUGAAUGGAAGUUUGCCCGCACCAAGUUGUGGAUGAGUUAUUUUGACGAGGGAGGAACUCUCCCUCCGCCCUUCAACAUCGUUCCCAGCCCCAAGUCAGUGUGGUACCUGUGUGUGUGGAUGCACAACCGCCUGUGUGGAGGGGACCAGCCCAGUCCUGACGACCCGAGGAAACACGAGAACUUAAAGGAGUUCACGGUACAACAUUUACAAACUUGUACAAUCAAUGUAGUAUACAGUGUACACACAUUCACUACAUUCUCACCUGGAUGUUUCCUUUUGCUGUGUCAUAUCAGUAAAAGACGUGAGAUUGGUUUAGUACAAUCAUUACCUUGCUCCUCUAUUUCUAUAUAAUGACCAAACAGUAUACCUUUUAUGGGAUCCUUGCCUGUAAAUGUUAUGGAGAACUUGAGAAUAGUGUUAGGGCUAUCAGUUUCCCCCAGCUGUGAAGUUACUGACAAGGGGCUGCAUAUCCUGCUUGUCCAGCUGCAGUGGGCAGGCACAUGUUGCCAAGCAACCCUUCCUCAGGCACCAAAUUCCCUGGAUGUCUCCUAGUCAGCUGAACUUCUCUCCUCUGCCAGCAGCAAUCACCUGUUCUACCGUUCCACUGUUCUACUCCACACUCCUGCUAACACAUAGGACUCCACGUUACCUUCACCCACUCACCAAACACAGCAGACAUGUUUUGGGAUAUAAUGUUGGAUAAUAACGCCUAUGCACCCUUUUGGUUCAGUAGUGUGGUUUGAAGAGGAGAAAAUAUAGCGGAACAAAGCCUGAAAUGAUCUUUAUAUUGGUGCGAUAUUUUUGCCUCUCUAACUUUCUCACACAUCAUUAUUCAAGAUUCAUUCAUGAUUAAUCUGUAGUCGUGGUUGCAUCCACAUUAAUGUAGAAGUGUUUAGAAACACAUAAUAUAUUGUUUACAAUAAAAGUGACUGCUGAAUGACACAAUACAUGAUUUACUAUUCAUUUCAAUUGGUCACAAAAUUAUCUGAAACACAACCAAAACAUAUAGCAAAUGCAUGCAUCCAGCAAGUUUGUAGAGUCACAAGUAUGAUGUAAUUAUUGCGUGCUAGGAAUAUGGGACCAAAUACACAUUUAAGUGAAUUUGUCCAAAUACUUUUGGUCCCCUAAAAUGGUGGGACUAUAUACAAAUAGUGCAGUAAUGUCUAAACGGUUCACCUGAUAUGGAUGAAAAUACCCUCAAAUGAAAGCUGACAGUAUGCACUUCAACGUCAUAUUUAUUGUAUCAUUUCAAAUCCAAAGUGCUGGAGUACAGAUCCAAAACAAAAACAAAUGUUACUGUCCAAAUACUUUUGAACCUUAAAUUCCUUAGCGCUUUAACCACUGUUUAGAAUAUGUGUAUUGCGUCGCUCUCACAGUACAACUGUAACAUGCAGCAGCAGAGAAACCAGUUUAUUUUAUUUAUUUAUUUCACCUUUAUUUAACCAGGUAAGCCAGUUGAGAACAAGUUCUCAUUUACAACUGCGACCUGGCCAAGAUAAAGCAAAGUAGUAGUAGUAGUAGUAGUGAUACUAAUAUGUUUGUGCGGUUAAUAUAAAUUCUGCACAUGAAAAAAGUAGUUUCAUUCUUCUACUUUUCAUUUUGUUCUAGGAGCGUCAUGCUGACAACCUGAUUCAGAACCAGCAUUAUCAGGUAAAAAGCAGCUAUCAUAACAACCAUGGAAAAGAGUGUGUGCAUGUCUAUACACACACACACACACACACACACACAUUGUGACGGCCCUGAAUAUUUCUGAACCGUCUCAAGGCUUCUCCUUCUAAUAGGGCGCUUCCCCUUUAAUUCCCCAUUAAAUAGCCAGCAUCAGCUGCGCAAAAGAGAAGUUGUGAUUGAGACCUGAAUGAGGAUGUGUACUACCUUCAGUUCAUGAAGCUUCGCCAUGACGUUUGUUUGGUUGCCUUACAGUGUGUUUUGUGGCCUUAAAGCGAGUUUACCCAGGAUUGGAUCCACUCUGUGCGUCUGUGGACUACAACUCUCCGUUGGUUUUCGUGGCCUUUCCUCCGCUGGAGGGCUGUUGGCGGAUUGUCUGACUGACCGACUGACUACAACUUUUUGUAUACGGUAUUUCAUUUGUUUGGGGUGAUGUAUACUGUGAUUUAUGUAGUUGUGAGGACGUAUUAUUCUUUGGGUAGUCUUUGAUACGCUUUAUAGUUGUGUUACAAAAUAAGUGUUAUUUUGAGUGUAUGAAUAUACUGGGUUUAUGCUACGGACAAGCGUUGCGGGACUAAGGGCACUUGAGCCACGGAACUUAUUUACCGGGCUGGACUCUUUUUAUGCCCGAGGUACAGGACAUUUCUAAAUGAACAUAAGUGCAUUGAUUUGUUAUAUUGUUGUGUGUGGGUGGGUGUGAUCAUUUAUGUUGUGAAUACAACCAAGCAAAGGAAUACACUUGUUUGAAGUUCUUUCCAAGGUUUUUAGGGGUUUAUGAAAAGUAUAUUUCCAUCUUUACUUUUACAUAAGUCCUUUGUAUUGGUGUGACUUGACGGACCAGAUGGGACUCAUUCCCUCCCGAACUAAAAGGAGGGACCCAUGCUUUCUCUGGUAGGCACAACCUACCUGGCACCCCUAUAAAUACCUCAAGUCAAAACCGUUACAUAAAAAAUGGCACCCCAGAUGGGACUUCAACAUUGAGAAAUAACCAAAGCAAAUCUUUUGAGUGGAAUUAAAAUAAUGGAUUCACUACAAGAAAAUGUGCUCAUCCAUAUCCUACCUGUCAAUGGGAAUACACAGGGCCAUUCUGACUACCGAGCCAACAAUACAAAUCAUAAUGUGAAUGGAAAUAAUGGAGUUGAUGUGGGCCAGAGCCCUGGGAAUCUAAAUGCUCGGUCUGGACCACAGGCCACAGGUCUAACUAGUAACUCACUUAUUGACAUGGAUCUGUGUGAAGGUACUGAGCUAGCCCUCCCUCUGACGCCCACUCUUCCUCUAUUGUCUGGUUUAUCUCCAGAGGUAGUAGUCUUACAACUUCAAGGUGACAUCCUUGAUAUUCGUAAGACUCAACAACAUCUCCAAACUCUAAUCCAUCAUAAAUUCAAAUGUCUGAGUGUAGAGCAACAACAGAGUGCCAAUGAAUUCAGAAACUCACUGAGUACUCUAACUCACACUCUGACAGAGCUCAGUGAGAGUGGAAGACAGGAAAUUACUGGUGCCAUGGACAGGCAGUUUGACUACCAACAAAGCCAACUCACUGCCACUCUCCAGUGGCGCCUGCAACAUCAUCACACUGAGGUCCUCAAGGACGUCAAUUCGGUAUUUUCUCCCCUGGUUAACACUGUAGACCACUUGCAGACAGCGCUCUCUAAUUGUGUUAAAAUGUUGGAUGAUGUGUCUGUUGACAUGGCCUCCAUUAGGCACAACUCCUUGCACAGAGCUUCUCUUGUGUCCACUUCUGUUCAGACCACUGAGGGCCAGGCGGGCACCUCAGAACAGCCAAGACAAGGCCAUGUUGCAGCCACCCCUUGCAGGAUGCAAUCCACCAUGCAUCCUGGUGUUCAUUUUCAUGGUCCCAUAACUCCCUCACCCUCUACUUCCUCAAUCCCUCCUAGCUCUUUUGUUCAUGGUGAUUUGAGUAGACGUCAUGUGGGAGCGAUGCCCAUUAAAUUGCAAUUUCCCACCUUUGGGAAAAAGGAUGACAGUCCUGAUCCGCUAAUGUAUCUGGAAAGAUGUCAUGACUUUCUUGCCCUCAAUCCCCUGGCUGACGAAGAACUCCUUGCCACAUUGAGGAAUGUGUUGCAUGGGACAGCUCGAGACUGGUGGGAUGUGGCACGUCUCACCACUACCUCCUGGGCUGACUUUGAGGCCAAGUUUUCCUCUGCAUUUCUGUCUGAGGACUACACAGAUGAGCUGGCAGACAGAGUCAGGAAUCGAGUGCAAAGGGAGAAUGAGAAUAUUCGUGACUUUGCAUACGGUUAUCACUCCCUGUGCAGAAGGUGGAAACCUGGCAUUGAGGAGGAAGAGGUCAUUAAGUUGAUCUUGAAGAACAUCAACCCACUACUAGCCAGUCAACUCAGAGAAAGAGUCACCACUGUCGAUGGACUGGUUCGCCUGGGACAGCAGUUCGAGAAGGACAGAGAAUGCCAACAGCAAUAUGAACAGAGAAAGAAACAGACACCCAGACAGUUACCCAAGACAGAUCAUCAACCACAGCCAGAGUCUCCAGCCAAGACCCCUCCCAUGUUCUGUUGGAGAUGUAGCCAAAAGGGACAUUCUUCAGCUACAUGCCCAAGACCGUAUCAAGUAAACCCUUCCAGAAACCACAAAUUACAACAGGCCAACACCCCUAACACACUUCGCAGGAACGACCAUCCUACUCUGGGUGCUUUGACCAGAGCUGAAACCUCAAGAGUCACUGCCUACGCCCCCCCGCCGACAUCCCCUUCCUUCCAGUUAAUACCACACCAGCUGGUGUUACCCCUGUCCAUAGGCUCAUGGACAGGAAGAGCCAUCCUGGACACCGGGUCAUCCUACACACUGCUCAAUGAGAAACUGUGGAAGGAGGUUGAAGGUCCAAAAUACAACUUGAAGCCGUGGACAGAAGGUCCACUGUAUCUGGCUGACGGUGCGGCUAAACGACCACUUGGAUGGAGUGAGGUGGAAUUCCGCCUGUGUAACCGCUCCUAUAUGAUUCCUUCGGUUAUCCUACAAAACAAGAACCUUGCUUUUCCUGUCGUGUUGGGAAUUGAUUUCAUGUACUUCAGUGGUGUCCAGAUUGAUAUCGCACACAAUUGCUACUGGUUUCCAAACAAUCCGAGCAAGAAGCAUUUCUUCCAAUCAGAAGUUACAAAGUUACAUGAUUGGGGUCUAAAUGUGGCAGUCUUCUCUGCCGUUGCUACGGUACCACUAACCCUGGAUAAUCCUUCUGAGGAUCUCCUUUUACAGGCUGUAAGAAGAGCUCAGCUGGAACAGCCAGAGGAGUUAAGGCUGUUGGAACAGCUGCAGAAUAAUGCUGAUGUGUGUACUUCAAAGUUAGGACGCACCGGACUCCUGAAGCACAAAAUAUUCCUUACACAGGAAAUGCCGAUCAAGCAAAAGCCAUAUCGUUUGUCCCCAGCGAAGCUAAUCAUCCAAAAGGGACUCAUUAAUGAUAUGUUGACACAAGAUAUAAUAGAACGUUCCUCCUCUCCCUGGGCUGCUCCUGUUGUCCUCAUUCCAAAAAAGACCGGUGGUCUUAGAUUUUGUGUGGACUAUAGGAAGACCAACAAUGUUUCCCAGACUGAUGCCUAUCCUCUUCCCACCAUCCACGAGAUCCUGGAGUCAUUGUCUGGCGCUGUUGUGUUCACUACCCUUGACCUCAAUAGUGGCUAUUGGCAGGUUGAGAUGGACCAGGAAAGCAAGGACAAGACUGCUUUUGUCUGUGCUGAGGGCUUGUUUUCCUUUAAGGUGAUGCCUUUUGGAUUAAAGAAUGCACCUGCCACUUUCCAAAGACUCAUGGAGAUUGCGUUAGGUGAGCUCAAAGGGAAGAUAUGUUUCGUCUACCUGGACGAUAUAAUUAUCUACUCCCAGAACAGAGAGCAACACUUUCAAGACCUUCAAGCAGUGUUGGACAAGCUAAGAGAAGCUGGUCUGACAGUGAACAUGAAGAAGAGCAACUUCUGCCAAACCUCCCUGAAGUUCCUUGGCCAUAUUGUGUCUUGUGAUGGUAUUCAUGUGGAUCCUGAAAAGACCAAGGCUGUACAAGACUUCCCUGUGCCAACCACACUCAAGGCCCUUCAACGGUUCCUUGGGAUGGCGGGAUGGUACCAUCGGUUUGUGUGGAACUUCUCCCAGGUGGCAGAACCCCUCAACGGGUUGAAGCGAAAAGGAGCGAAAUUCCGAUGGACGGCAGAGUGCCAGAACUCCUUUGAAACCCUGAAACGACACCUCGUCACCCCUCCCAUUUUGGGUCAUCCCAACUUUGAUUUCCCUUUUGUUGUUUACACUGAUGCAAGUGAUGUUGGACUUGGUGCUGUCCUAGUCCAACAGACUAGACUUGGUACUGAAGAAGUGCUAGCGUUCGCCAGUCGGACAUUGAAUGGAGCAGAACGGAACUACUCCACAACCGAGCAAGAGUGCCUUGCAGUUGUCUGGGCUUUGGAAAAGUGGAGGUACUACCUGGAGGGAAGACACUUCACUGUGGUCACUGACCAUUCCUCCCUUGUGUGGGUGUUCAAGACCAACAAACCAAGCACCAGGCUCAUCAGAUGGGCUCUACGGUUGCAAGAGUUCACCUUUGCAGUAGAAUACAGGAAAGGAAAAUACAACACUGUUCCAGAUGCCUUAUCCAGAGCUCCUGCUUGUGGUAAUGGUGGCCCUCAUCUUACAUGUGCUACUGUCCUGUCUAGCAGUCGAGACUCACCCAAAACUGACUUUCCCAUCUCUGAUGAGGUCAUUUGGAAAGCCCAACAGGAUGAUCCCGAAGUACAGGCUUUGUACCAGACUAUCCUGGAAGAUGAAGAAAAGAUGGUCAACCCUACCACAAAGAUGACCAUCAUUGAAGACAAAGUCUACCGAGUUGUACAACUACCUCACAGAAUACUCUACCAAAUAUACAUACCUGAAACUCUACGCCUUCAACUGCUUCAACAUUUCCAUGAAGACCCAUUAGCUGGUCAUUUGGGCAGGUUCAAAACCUACAAACGUUUGCAAGCAUUACUGUACUGGCCACAUCUGAGCAUGGAUGUGAAAUCACAUAUCCGAAAAUGUCAGGUUUGUCAAAUGUACAAACCAGAAGGUAGAAAACCUGCUGGCAAGUUGCAGCAAACUGUGGUUACCCGACCUUGGGAAAUGUUAGGAGUGGAUUUGAUGGGUCCAUUUCCUAGAAGCUCCAAUCAGAAUGUGUACAUGCUUGUUUUUGUUGAUUACUAUUCCAAGUGGGUUGAGCUCUUUGCCCUGCGUCAGGCCACAGCGAGGACCGUCUCUAACAUCCUUACGAGAGAGAUCCUGACUCGCUGGGGAGUGCCUGAUUACAUUCUGUCUGAUCGAGGUUCCCAAUUUGUCUCUGAUCUCUUUGGAGAGACCUGCCAAAGAUGGAACCUGAGACAGAAGUUGACCACAGCCUAUCACCCACAGACCAACCUCACUGAGAGAGUAAAUCGAACCUUGAAGACCAUGGUUGCUUCCUAUGUAGGGACCCAGCACAAACACUGGGACACGCACCUUCACGAGUUUCGAUUUGCCCUGAAUUCUGCUGUGCAAGAGUCCACUGGAGUCACACCUGCAGAGCUGAACCUAAGUCGUCUCCUCCGAGGACCCUUGGAUAUGGGGCUACAGCCCCAGCAGCUUACUCCAGACGCUGCUUGCUAUGACCAGGUAGUCCAUCUCCACGACUUGAGAGCUCUUGUCUCAAGGAACAUGAUCCAGGCUCGACUCAAGCAGAAGAGAAAUUAUGAUAAGAACAGACGAGACCUGCAGUUCCAGCUUCGUGAUCGGGUGUGGCUUCGCUCUCAUCCUUACUCGAAAGCUGAACAAUUCUUCUCGGCCAAGCUCGCUCCUAAAUGGCAAGGACCAUAUAGGAUUGUGGAGCAGGUGGGCCCUUUGAACUACCGAGUGGUGAAAGAGGACACAGGUGAAGAUAUGCGCGUUGUCCAUGUCUCACGCCUUAAGGCCUGUUACCCCUCGGCUGAGGAAUUGGAGGAGAUUGAGCGCCGCAAGGUCCUGGAGAUCUUUGAAGAGGAAAGUAAGGAGACUUUUCUCGGAUUCCCAGACCCAGAAGUCUCACGGCUUAAUGCCUGUGACCCCUCAGCUGAGGAGCGUGAGCGCCAAAAAGUAAUGAAUAUUUUUGUAGAGGAAAGUGAUGAGGAGACCUUUCUCGGUUUCCCCCGACCAAGAUCUGCCUUCCCGGGCAAUGGUCGGCUUUUUCCAGGGGAGGGGGUGUGUGACGGCCCUGAAUAUUUCUGAACCGUCUCAAGGCUUCUCCUUCUAAUAGGGCGCUUCCCCUUUAAUUCCCCAUUAAAUAGCCAGCAUCAGCUGCGCAAAAGAGAAGUUGUGAUUGAGACCUGAAUGAGGAUGUGUACUACCUUCAGUUCAUGAAGCUUCGCCAUGACGUUUGUUUGGUUGCCUUACAGUGUGUUUUGUGGCCUUAAAGCGAGUUUACCCAGGAUUGGAUCCACUCUGUGCGUCUGUGGACUACAACUCUCCGUUGGUUUUCGUGGCCUUUCCUCCGCUGGAGGGCUGUUGGCGGAUUGUCUGACUGACCGACUGACUACAACUUUUUGUAUACGGUAUUUCAUUUGUUUGGGGUGAUGUAUACUGUGAUUUAUGUAGUUGUGAGGACGUAUUAUUCUUUGGGUAGUCUUUGAUACGCUUUAUAGUUGUGUUACAAAAUAAGUGUUAUUUUGAGUGUAUGAAUAUACUGGGUUUAUGCUACGGACAAGCGUUGCGGGACUAAGGGCACUUGAGCCACGGAACUUAUUUACCGGGCUGGACUCUUUUUAUGCCCGAGGUACAGGACAUUUCUAAAUGAACAUAAGUGCAUUGAUUUGUUAUAUUGUUGUGUGUGGGUGGGUGUGAUCAUUUAUGUUGUGAAUACAACCAAGCAAAGGAAUACACUUGUUUGAAGUUCUUUCCAAGGUUUUUAGGGGUUUAUGAAAAGUAUAUUUCCAUCUUGACUUUUACAUAAGUCCUUUGUAUUGGUGUGACUUGACGGACCAGAUGGGACUCAUUCCCUCCCGAACUAAAAGGAGGGACCCAUGCUUUCUCUGGUAGGCACAACCUACCUGGCACCCCUAUAAAUACCUCAAGUCAAAACCGUUACAACAUACAUACACCCUCUUGACGCCUCAUUGUUGAGCUGCAUGAAUGACAUUUGUACUGCACAUGUGUAUUAGAAUAUAUUAUUACACUGUUGACCUUUUAGGAAAGUGGGGGACAGGUGUCAGUUACUGGAUCUAUCAUCGUCAUGGUGGUGGUGAACUUGGUGGCAGGUUCUAUUUUUAUCCUAGACAUAUCCCAAUGGGCACACACUAGUUGAAUCAACGUUGUUUUAACAUCAUUUCUCAACCUAUUGUGACAUGGAAUCUAAAUGGAAAACCCAUUUGGAUUUGAAAAAAGUCAUCAACCAGUACUGUUUUCAUCUAAUUUAAACAUUGAAAUUAGGGAAAACUUAAACUUAAAUACAAUAACUUAACUUGACUAACAGGUUGUGACAUCAAUCUAAUUUCAACAUAAUCACAGAACUAUGUACAGUAUAUGUUGAAAUUCCGCAUAGAAAUGUUAAAAAUCUUUUUCAUCCUAUAUUCAAUAUACAGUAUAUUGGGUGGUUGAAAUUAUGUUGUAUUUUAUAGUUCAUUAGACAUAUUUUAUUUGAUCUUGUUUCAAUGUUGAUAGUAAAAAAUCAACAGCAUUGUUUCAAUGUCAUGCCUUCAACCUAAAUAAAGAGGUAUAUUGAAAUAAAAUGUGAAGCCACAGUCCAACAAUUCCUGCCUGAACAGUGACUCCUACUGGUAUAUAAGGGGUAAUGCACUUCUGGGAGAACAAGUCUACCAUCCAGAUACCUACCUCUAUGUACCCUGCUUGGCUUUAGAAACAUGCUGUGUUCGUUUAAGCUGAGCUAUCAUGUCAACACAUUUAGACAUUGAUCAGCUUCCAUACUCAUUUGCGUAGACACCCUAAAUAACAUUGAUUAGUUGAAAUUAACUAACUUUUUUUACACAUGCUGUAUGUGAAAGUACAUUUGGAGUGAGGUUGGGUCUAUGUAAGCUACAUUGACAUCUGAUUUGCCCAAAGGACACCAUCAUUUCAACAUGUAUGCUAUUCUAUGUAUGGUAUUCAUACAUGGUUAAUUGGAUCUUUGGAAGUUUAGAAGUAUCAUUAGCCCUAUAAAUAGGAUGCCAAAUUCAUGAUAUUAAUAAUACACUUUUACAUUUGGAUAAUGUCUCUUAUAUGAAGGAUGAUUGGUUGAUUUCAAAUUUCUAAGUUAAUAAUUCAUGUUGGAUUCAAGUCUCCAUCUCAGCCAAAAAUCGAAGUUGAAGAAUAGAACUAAAUCAAAUCAAACUUUAUUUGAAGUGCAUUAAAAGUUUGAUUCGAUUAAGUGCUAUUCUUUAACUUUGAUUGUUGGUUGAGAUGGAGACGUGAAUCCAACAUAGCAAUAACUAAUUUGUAGACAAACUGGAUAUUUAAUUGUGAACGCAACCAAAUAUCAACAUUUGAAGGAGACGUGUCUUCUGUUUGGAUAGUAUAUACAGUAUAUAUUAUGAAUAACACAUAUAAAAGACAAUAUCCAAAGGUAAAAUUGUAUUAUUAAUAUUGUGAAUUUAGCAUAAUACGUAAAAGGCUAAUGGUAACAACUUCUAAACUUCUAAAGUUCCAAUCAACAAUGGAUGAAUGAUAAUAUACCUAGCUUCACGUUGAAAUGAUGGUGUCCUUUGGGCAAAUCAGAUGUCAAUGUAACCUACAUAAACCAAAACUCACUCUGAAUUUACUUUCACAUACAGCAAGUGUAAGAAAAGUUAGUGACUUUCAACUAUUCAAUGUUAUUUAGGUAGUCUAUGCAAAUGAGUAUGGAAGCUGAUCAGUGUCUAAAUGUGUUGACAUGAUAGCUCAGCUGAAACAAGCACAUCUUAUUUCCAAAGCUAAGCAGGGUACAUAGAGAUAUGUAUCAGGAUGGUAGACUUGUUCUCCCUGAAGUUAAUUACCCCUCAUAUACCAGUAGGAGUCGCUGUUCAGGGAGGAAUCAUUGGACUGUGUCUAAACAUUAUAUGUCAAUAUACCUCUUUAUUUAGGUUGUUGAAACAAUGACAUUGAUUCAAACAUACCAUUUUACUAUCAACAUUGAAAUACGGUCAAAUUAAAUGUCUAAUCAAAUAUGAAAUUCAACAUAUUUUCAACCACCCAACAAUAUACAUAUAUUGAAUAUAGGAUGAAAAAGGUUUUAAAAGUUUCUACGUGGAAUUUAACACAAUUUCAAUGUUUACAUAGUUCUGAUGAUUAUGUUAAAAUUAGAUUGAUGUAACAACUUGUUAGUCAGGUUAAGUCAUUGUAUUUAAUAUGAAGAUUCCACGUUACAAUAGGUUGACAGAUGAUGUUGAAUCACCGUUGAUUCAACCAGUGUGUGCCCAGUGGGCUUUUAGCUCAAUCUUUGGCGGCCCUCCUCUCCUCUCCUCCAUUUCCCCCAGUUAAGGCCUUGUGCUGCUGGGCUCCCCUGCUGAUUUGUUAUACCGAGCAGACUAAUGCAUCGACUGGAGCCUGCGAUGUCUAAUGAAAAUGCUGUAUCAAAGAAUACAGCUGCCGCUCCAAAUGGAUGAGUUUGGGGAAUAGGGCAGAACCCAUCAGAGAAAGGGGUGCACUGAGGCAACUCUUAGUGCAUGUGGUGAGGUGAGUGGUAUGCAGACAUACACUAUAUGACCAAAAGUAUGUGGACUCCUGCUCGUCGAACAUCUCAUUCCAAAAUCAUGGGCAUUAAUAUGGAGUUGGUCCCCCCUUUGCUGCUAUAACAGCCUCCACUCUUCUGGGAAGGCUUUCCACUAGAUGUUGGAACAUUGCAGCGGGGACUUGCUUCCAUUUAGCCACAAGAGCAUUAGUGAGGUCGGGCACUGAUGUUGGGAGAUUAGGCCUGGCUUGCAGUCGGCGUUCCAAUUCAUCCCAAAUGUGUUUGAUGUGAUUGAGGUCAGGGCUCUGUGCAGGCCAGUCAAGUUCUUCCACACCGAUCUCGACAAACCAUUUCUGUAUGGACCUCGUUUUGUGCACGGGGGCAUUGUGAUGCUGAAACAGGAAAGGGCCUUCCCCAAUCUGUUGCCACAAAAUUGGAAGCACAGAAUCGUCUACAAUGUCAUUGUAUGCUGUAGCGUUAAGAUUUCCCUUCACUGGAACUAAGGGGCCUAGCCCGAACCAUGAAAAACAGCCCCAGACCAUUAUUCCUCCUCCACCAAAUCCACUAAUUUGAAGGGAUGUCCACAUACACUAUAUAUACAAAAGUAUCUCUUACCCUUCCAGUGCAAAUUAUUAGAUUCAAUCUACAAGAACCUCCACAAAUAUCCUCCUCCACAAUUCAUUGAAUUACAUUUUUACCCAAAAUUAUUAUUCUGUAAAAGAAAAAGGCUGGUUUGAUUUCAACCAUUGGUCCAUUGUGUCCUAAACAUGCAAAUUAAUGCAAAGUUAUGUACGGACAGAUUUUCACCUCAAGCUAAUACAAAUGUCAUGAAUAUGCCUAAACAGUUUUUCCUUAUUAAACACAAAAUGCAAAUGUAUGCAUGCAAGGAAGGAAGAGCCUUUUCCCCAAAAUCUCAGAUCAUUUCCUCCUUAGGGAGGUACAAGUCCACAAAAAAAGCUUACAAGGAAAAAUAUGGUUGUUUCUAGAAUGUGCCCAUGACUUCAGCAUUCAUGACAUACUGCAGUAGUGUAUCUAAUGUGAUUGUUUCUCUGCUGUGUGUUUCUGUGUGUAGGAGGUGAUCAGGAACCUAGUGAAGAGGUAUGUAGCAGCCAUGAUCCGCAGUGCUAAGACAGACGAGGGUCUGACAGAGGAGAAUUUUAAGGUAGGUAUCUCAGAAGUCAUGUACUUUCAUCCCCAAAAUGUGCCUGUAUAUAUUCCAUAGUCAUUGAGCAAUAUCUAACUGUCCCUCAUUGUGGAUCUCUCCUUCGCCUCUAUCCCCCUCUUAACUGAUCUGUAGGAGCUGAAGCAGGACAUCUCCAGUUUCCGCUACGAGGUGUUGGACCUGUUGGGUAACAGGAAGCCUCCACGGAGGACCUACUCAUCCAGCAGUGAGGCUACCCAGCAGGACGAGGCCAACGAGGAAGAAGGGGCUGGACAUGCCCAGGGUCAGUCCAGGGCCCAAGGGGCCAAGGGGGUAUCCUUCAGCGUGUCAACCGCUGAGAGGAAGAGCAAGGACUCUGGGUUCAGCCUCUCCGCCCUCUUUAAGUCCAUGUCAGGGGCGGAGGGGCCAGUGGACAACAAACCAAAGAGCAACGGGCUCAGGUUCUCCUCCUCCUCCCCGUCCUCUGCUGCGUUAAGCCGCAGUGGUGGCCGGCUGCAGCGCUUCUCCAAGUCCAAGAGAGACUCCAUCAGGCGGCUGGGCCUGCUCUUCUCCCGCAUGAACGGACACGUCCCAGAGCCCAGGUCCCCUCCUCCCAGGAUGCACCAGCCCACCUACAGCAUCUCAGACGGCCUGCUUGGGCAGCCUACAACCUGGCCGGACGUCCAGAUCCCACCCAAUCCCCAGGUGCACCUGGACCAGCUGGGGGUGAACCUGAACGAGCUACCCCAUGCCCAAGACCCUCCCCAGGCCCUGUCACAGGAGUCACCCCAGCAGGCUAACGGAAGUGACAGCCUGCUCCUGCGGCCGGCAGGCCACUGCCUACCGCCGCCAGGCCACUCCCUGCCAACCCUGCACUGUGCUUCCAGCAUCACGGCCUCCAGCUCCCGGGCUGUCCUCCUGGGCUCUAGUGAGGACAUGUUUGAGGGCUGGAUAGGACCCUGUGACGAGCUGGACUCCUCUGAGUGGGGGGCUGAGCAGGAGGACUCCAUCACCACACAGCUUUAG
Molecule: messenger RNA, 21909 nt
Organism: Coregonus sp. 'balchen'
Lineage: Eukaryota; Metazoa; Chordata; Actinopteri; Salmoniformes; Salmonidae
Source: the annotation of a GenBank genome assembly